GGUGAGUAUCCGACUUCCGUGCUUGUUUCUCCUAAAAGUCAAAUAAAUGUGCCAUCUUUUACAUCGCCAGUGUAUGCUACUAAGUCUAAUGUCAUCACCGUAAUUCAUCAUCAGCAAAUGAUUCACAGACUGCAAACGUGGACUUGAUUUUCAAGAAACACAUUUUUGGACGUUUUGAUUGAGACAGUAUUUCCUGAUUUCAUGUGCCUAUAUAACCGAAGCUUACAUCAAGCAUGGCGAGCGCAAUGAACUCUUCAGCUCAGGAUGAGCAUUAUGAUUACAUUUGGAAAGUUGUUCUGGUGGGAGACAGUGGAGUGGGGAAGACGAACCUACUGUCCCGGUUCACGAGGAACGAGUUCAACGCGGAGAGCAAGAGUACAAUAGGAGUGGAGUUUGCCACGAGGAAUGUGACCAUCAAAGGGAAGACCAUCCGUGCCCAAAUCUGGGACACUGCCGGACAGGAGCGAUAUAGAGCCAUCACGAGUGUGUACUACCGGGGAGCCGUUGGGGCGCUGGUCCUGUAUGACAUCACGAAGCCCCAGUCCUUCCAGAAUCUGGACAAGUGGCUGCAGGAGUUGAAGGAUCACGCCGACCCCACGGCCUGCAUCAUGCUGGUCGGCAACAAGACGGACCUCCGACACUUGCGAGCUGUCACCAUGGAGGAAGGCAGGACAGUGGCAGAAAGGAAUGGUUAUUCCUUCAUAGAAACUUCUGCGCUAGAUUCUACCAAUGUAGGAGAGGCAUUUAAUAAUCUUAUUGUUGAUAUUUUCAAGAUGCAAGUGGAAGAGCUUGCCAACGCUGGUAACUCGACGGCCAACUCCCCCAAGCCUGAUAAUCAGAGGUUAAGCGCAACAGAUGAUGAACAGCAACAGCAGGCUUGUGGAUGCUAGCUUCUCUCUCUUCCACAAGCAGGGACUGGUCUCAGACCAUACAGGGUUGUCUCCCCCUACAUGCUUCAUUCGUCACCAGGGGGAGUAUUGGCUGACUUGGAGCUUGGAUUCAAGACACACAGCUUUGAGAACUUUCACAUGUCUUGUCUUAAGGUUAACCUGGCUUCCAUGUUCAAAUUGCAGUGUUGAUGUCUUGGACAGACUCGAUCAGUGUCAGGGAAUGGUCUUCCUUUGGAUGGGGUAUGUUGGGAGGGUUCACGAAACGGGGAGAGAGAUGGUGAGGCCCAGGUCUAUCACCAAGCCUAUUGUAAGCCUCUGGGACAAACACAGGAAAUACACAUUUGAGCAUCACUAUUUAAUGGAUUUUUACUAUUAGAAAAUUGAAACAUUUGUAUUAGUAUUAUCCAAUUAAACAUUGAGCAUGUUAUUACUUUUCUAUAAAGUUUUAUUAAAAGGGUUGUGAAAACAAAAGGAUAAAUAGCUGAUAAAAACAUAACAUAAAUUAAAAACAUUACAUACAUUUUAUAUGGUUUGUCUCCCACACAGAAAACACAGCCAGCUUAUCGAAGCUUUUAAGUUCGGUAUUGGGUAUCAUUUGACAAAUAAUUACCUGUGUUGGAAAUUGUUGAUAGAAUAACCCCAUCUUAUGAUUGGCUGUUCCUUAAAAUUUCUGAAAAGUUGAAGUGACCUGCGAGUCCAAUAUGCCAUUUCUCAUGGUUAUAUUCUCGACGAUGAAUAUUGACCUUGUGACAAUGUCAUGUGUAUGUUCAACUCAAGAUGGCCACCUGUAUGAGUCUGAUUUGCACGUCUGAUUGAUGAUAUCUGCAUGGCCGAUGUACAAUUUCUUAUGGUUAAGUCCUUGACCUUCAUUCGACCUUGAGAAGUCAAGGUCAUGUGUACAUGAAGUUGUCCUCCUGUAUGACUACCUGUGUGAGUCUGAUUUGCACAACCGAUGUACAAUUUGUUAAAUUCUCGACCUUGAGUCAAGGUCAUGUGUAUGUGAAGCUCGAAGAUGGCCGUCUGUAUGAGUCUGACUGACAACAGUCCUUGCAUCCUAUUCCUUCCAGUCCGUGGGCUAUAUUUCUUUGUUAUAUCCCUCACUUUCAUAUUACACAGAACAGGGGGCGCGUGUUGUGUACAUUUCAACUUUUAUUGUAUUGUUGCAAAUUGUGGCGUUAUGAUUUAGGACAACACUUUUGUUUUUGUGUUUCACCUAUCUUAAGAAUAGCUAAUUAUAAAAAAAUAAUCACUUCUUUAUAUCGAGGAAGGUGCAGAGGCAAUAAUGUGUUUUCGUGAAGGGGAUGUAACUCUUUGUUUUCUUAUCCCAAUGUCUUUCUGAGACUCAGAAGCAAUGACACGAUAAUUUGGGCGGCAGUUAUCAGAGACAGGAAAAUAUACAAAUUUCUCUCUCAGGCCACAACAAAUUUAUGAUGUUCUUUUAUCAGACUUUUUGGUUGCUGUUGACUUUGCUUCAUUUAAAAAAAAGUUUUAACUACAAUUAAUAAAUUUAUUUAGAAAUGAAAUUUCUCAUGGUUGAUCUGUUAAACAUUUUUUUAUUCCAAAACUAUGUUUAACACUUAUUAUGGCUUAGGUUUUCAAACAGUUUGAAUGAGAGUCUUGUUUAGGAAUAUACUUUUGAAGAUUUUUUCUGAAAUAUGGCAAUACUUAUAAAUAAAACAAAAAUGACUUAAUUUUUUAAAAUUUGUUUAAGACUUUGCUGUGGCCUUAUGGGGAGGUAGGGGUAGUGUUAUUCUGAGUAGGUGAAAGAAUACUGAAAACUAGGAGAGGAAUAUUGAGAUGCCCAUUUCUUUUUUAUGACAUUUUUCAGACAAAUCAGAUUACCUAGUUACUUGUUUUGCAUUUUUUUUCCUAAAAUUACCUGACUUCAGGAAGAAAAAGAAAUAAGAAUGAAAAUCUCUUUUUUAUGAUGUGAAAACUCUGUGAUGAAAUUGAUUACUGCAAUGUGCCUAUUACCUUAUUUUCUUGUGAAUAGUACACACCUACCUUUCAGGGAUUCAUUUUUUCAGGGGGCGGUGGGGUAGCCUAUUGGUUAAAGCAUUCACUCAUCACCCUAAAGUCCUGGGUUCAAUUUCCCUCAUGGGUCUAGUGUGUGAAGCCCUUUUUUUUAGAGUCCCCCGCCGUUAUAUUGCUGGAAUAUUGUUAAAUGCAGCAUAAAACCAUACUAACUCACUAACUUACUUAUUUUAGGUAGAUACUAUUCGGGAAAAUUUGAUAUGGUGAAGUGUUGCUGCAGCAGACUAACAGUCCAAAUGUCAAUAGAACUAUUAAAAUAAAAAGACCCAACUACCGGGUAUCUACAGUUACCAGGAGGGUGUUUCAAACAAGUAACUACUGUGCCCUAAUGAACAGUAAUGUACUGGUAUAAAGUUGAUUGAUACUGGUUCAAAUUAUAGGACAUGAAAAAGUUUUUUUCUACUUUUGAAUUAACUAUUUUGCUGUUCUGAAAGCUGUGUGGGUUGAAUGUUCAUCCUGGAAUAUAUUAUAAUGUUACAAGUAUUUUGCUUUAAAUCAGUUUGCUUUGGAUUAUGUUUGAGGUGGUUGUAGGUCAUCAAAGCAUGAAGUAGUUUGUCAUACCUGUUAUCAUGCCUCUUAUGAUAUCAAUGACCUCUUGAUGCAGAGGUCUGGGAAUAGAAAUAUUUCAUUUUCUUGACUUUAUCUGAUUAAAAUAAUAUUUCUUAAUGCCACAAAAUUAAUUAUUAGAUUUUCAUUUUUAAACAAAGAAAUGUGACAGGAGGCAUGUAUUUUCUUUAUAUUUUAUUUUCCCCUGUCAAUGGUUGUGCUUGAAGCAGAGUUUGGACUAAGUAUUUGGUGUAUUUCACUUGUUAAAGAAAGAAGGCCACACAAUGAUUUUCUUUGUUCGUAGGUAUUGUUUGUUGUUAUAUGCCACACUCAGCAAUAUUCCAGCUAUAUGACGGCGGUCUGUAAAUAAUAGAGUCUGGAGCAGACAAUCCAGUCAUUGACAUCAUGAGCAUCGAUCCAUGUGAUUGGGAUAUUAUGACAUGCUUCAACUAAGUCAGCGAGCCUGACCAUCCGAUCCCGUAAGUCGUCUUGUGUGACAGCAUGGGUUGCUGAAGACCAAUUCUAUUCUGGAUCCUCACAGAGGUAACAGGUACUAGGGUACAGUAGGACGAUGUUAGGCAGAUGUUUUCUCAUCUUCCCGAGGCAAGAGAAUUAACUGACAAUAAAAGUCCAGUUUCCACCCUUGCCGAACUAGGCUGGUAUUAUGGAGUUACAUUUUGGCUGGACUAACGAGUCUAUGCAUAGUCCAAUCACAAUCACACAACGAAAUCGAAAUCCGGUUCGUAAACUGUCGUGCAGCCACUGGUGGCGCUCCGUAGAGCCCAGACAUUCUUGCCUAGUUAGGCGAGGGUGGAAACUGGAGUUUUGUAGUCAGUUAACGGCCUUGCCUCGGGAAGAUAAUGUUUUCCAGGUGGAGGGGAAAAUCUAAUGAUUUAUUCUGAGACUUGAUAUGUUGAUGGUUUUCAUUUCUUAAACAUUUGCCUUAUGUAGUAUCAACUGGUUGUAGAUGUUUUUCCAUUUAUUUUAGUCAUAGAUGUUUUUUUGCAAGGUUUUUCUUACUAUAAUGGUGCAUAUUUUGUAAAUAACAAUUUUUAAUUCUUAUUAGUACCAGUUUUAGAUAAAAAAUAAUGUCCUUGUCACCAGCAAUAGAUAGUUUAUGUGAUGAAAAAUACUUAUACUCAGUUCCUGUAUUUGUCAGCGUAAACCUGACUAAUUUUGCAAUCUUGAUUUUGGGGAAACGCUGUCACAUAUCGGUUAACAAAUUAAUUACAUUUAACCAUAUUUAGUCUGAAUUUCACACGUUUCAGUGUGGAUAAGGUGUUUGAUAGUUGAAAUGUUAUAAGAUGACAGAAAGAGUACUUGCGUAUUUGAAAUGUUGUUAUGGCAAAUAAUCUAUUGCUUGUUAUAUAAUAGCAUAACAUAUGGUAUGAUUGCCAUCUCCACUAUACAGCGAAUGUACAUUUUCUUGCUUUGAUGUGAAUGGAAGUUUAUGGAAAUGAAAUGAUGCUUGACAGGAUGUGAAGGUAUUGUCCGAGUAGUUUCAUGACUUGGGUUAAUUUUGUAUAGCUAUUUCAACUACCGUAUUUGACAAGGCAAAUGCCUGUGUCCAUAUAAACCCCAAGGCCAAGGUAUGGCCCACUGGAAACAUCCGAUUUUUGAAAUAUUGUCUGACAAAUAACUGAUUUUCAUGAGCAAUUACAUAAAUAUUGAGAGAGAAAGCUGAUUUUUCAAACUUUAAGAGUAAAUCUUAUAAUCAAGUCCGUUACCCAAGGAAAAGAUUUUUGGACUUACUCAUGGUCAAAAAUAAAAAACACGCUUCCUGAAACCUCAGAAAUCGGCUGUUUGAACGUAUUUUGUCAUAGUCUAUAUUCACGGCAGUACCCCCUGCUGGUGUGGGGGGAGAGGUGGCCCAGUUGUCUAAAGCACAGCAAUUCAUUGUGCAGUGUUGCAUGCCAGAAACCUUGGAUUGUGAGUUGGAAUCCUGUUUAUCCUGAUUAUGUUUCUCAGUGUGUCAGUACAUACACGUGUUUAUGACACUCAGCCAUGGGGUAAACAUCCAAGGCCUAUAUCCCUUCAGGCGAGGACCCGUCGUGAUAUAACUGGAAUACUGUUUAUCCUGAUUAUGUUUCUCAGUUUGUCAGCACAUACACGUGUUUAUGACACUCACCCAUGGGGUAAACAUCCAAGGCCUAUAUCCCUUCAGGCGAGGACCCGUCGUGAUAUAACUGGAAUACUGUUUAUCCUGAUUAUGUUUCUCAGUUUGUCAGCACAUACACGUGUUUAUGACACUCACCCAUGGGGUAAACAUCCAAGACCUAUAUCCCUUCAGG
Molecule: messenger RNA, 5761 nt
Organism: Haliotis rufescens (red abalone)
Lineage: Eukaryota; Metazoa; Mollusca; Gastropoda; Lepetellida; Haliotidae
Product: ras-related protein rab-11.1-like
Exons: 7
Coding region: 234-890 (218 amino acids)
Biological process (GO): exocytosis
Cellular component (GO): recycling endosome
Molecular function (GO): GTPase activity; GTP binding
Source: RefSeq, a predicted model, not a curated record